Molecule: messenger RNA, 720 nt
Organism: Trichosporon asahii var. asahii CBS 2479
Lineage: Eukaryota; Fungi; Basidiomycota; Tremellomycetes; Trichosporonales; Trichosporonaceae
Product: hydrolase
Exons: 5
Coding region: 1-720 (239 amino acids)
Biological process (GO): L-glutamine metabolic process; oxaloacetate metabolic process
Cellular component (GO): mitochondrion
Molecular function (GO): omega-amidase activity
Source: RefSeq, a predicted model, not a curated record
AUGGCCCAGAUCGUCGCCAAGCCCUUCCGCCUCGCGCUCCUCCAGCUCGCGGGUCUGAACGCGACCAAGGCGAACAACAUCUCUGUCGCUCGCGCCGCCGUCAAGAAGGCAGCCGAGUCCAAGCCCAAGCCCGACCUCAUCGUGUUACCCGAGAUCUGGAACUCGCCCUACGCCGUCACCGCCUUUGAGCAGUACAGCGAGCGCGUCCCCAACGUCAAGAACGGCAAGGAGGAGCCCGCCAAGGGCGAGGAGGGAGAGAGCAUUACGGCCCUCAGGGAAAUGGCCCGCGACAACGGCGUCUGGCUCAUCGGCGGAUCCAUCCCGGAGAAGGAAGACGGUACGAACAACAUCUACAACACGCUCACGGCGUACAACCCGGAAGGCGAGAUGGUCGCGAAGCACCGCAAGGUGCACCUGUUCGACAUCGACAUCCCCGGCCGCCAGAAGUUCAAGGAGUCCGACUCGCUCUCCCCUGGCAUGACGCUCAACUCGUUCGAGGCGCCGUUCGGCAAGAUCGGAGUAGGAAUCUGCUAUGACAUCUACGGCCACUCGUCUGUCGUCAACCCUCUUGGAGAUGUCAUGGAGGAGGCUGAUGAGAACGAGGCCAUUGUCUACGCGGACAUCGACCCCGAGAUGCUGGCGACCACUCGCCGAAACCUGCCCGUCACGAUCCAGAGGCGAUUCGACGUGUACCCCGAUGUUGCCAACCCCAAGAACUAG